This is a messenger RNA of Lipotes vexillifer (Yangtze River dolphin), 2532 nucleotides long. RefSeq names its product ATP binding cassette subfamily F member 1 (gene ABCF1). NCBI's taxonomy places the organism in Eukaryota, Metazoa, Chordata, Mammalia, Artiodactyla, Lipotidae. Gene Ontology annotation, molecular function: ATP hydrolysis activity; ATP binding. The transcript has 25 exons. The coding region runs from base 1 to 2532 and encodes 843 amino acids. The record is from RefSeq and is a predicted model, not a curated record.
AUGCCGAAGGGGCCCAAGCAGCAGCCGCCGGAGCCCGAGUGGAUCGGGGACGGAGAGACCACGAGCUCCACAGACAAAGUGGUGAAAAAAGGGAAGAAGGACAGGAAGACCAAAAAGACGUUCUUCGAAGAGCUGGCAGUAGAAGACAGACAAGCUGGGGAAGAAAAGAAAGCGCUCAAGGAGAAGGAGCAGCAGCAGCAGCAGCAGGUACAGCAGCAAAAAAAGAAGCGAGACGCUCGAAAAAACCGUCGGAAAAAGGAUGUGGAUGAUGACGGAGAGGAGAAGGAGCUCAUGGAGCGUCUUAAGAAGCUCUCAGUGCCGGCCAGUGAUGAGGAGGAUGAGGUACCUGCCCCAGUACCCCGAGGAGGGAAGAAAACCAAGGGUGGCAAUGUUUUUGCAGCCCUGAUUCAGGAUCAGAGUGAGGAAGAAGAGGAGGAGGAAGAAAAACAUCCUCCUAAGCCAGCCAAGCCAGAGAAAAAUCGGAUCAAUAAGGCUGUAUCUCAGGAACAACAGCCAGGGCUCAAGGGCAAAAAGGGAAAGGAGGAGAAGUCAAAGGGGAAGGCUAAGCCUCAAAAUAAAUUUGCUGCUCUGGACAAUGGCGAGGAGGAGAAUGAAGAGGAAAUAACAAAAGAAGAGGAACCACCCAGGCAAGGGAAGGAGAAGGCCAAGAAGGCAGAGCAGGGCUCAGAGGAAGAAGGAGAGGAGGAGGAGGAGGAAGGGGAGUCCAAGGCUGAUGGUCCCUCUGCUCACCUUAGCAAGAAGGAGAAGAAGAAGCUGAAGAAACAGAUGGAGUAUGAGCGCCAGGUGGCUUCAUUAAAAGCAGCCAGUGCUGCUGAAAAUGACUUCUCCGUGUCGCAAGCAGAGGUGUCUUCCCGCCAGGCCAUGUUAGAAAAUGCAUCUGACAUCAAGCUGGAGAAGUUCAGCAUCUCCGCCCAUGGCAAGGAGCUGUUUGUCAACGCAGACCUGUACAUUGUCGCCAGCCGCCGCUAUGGGCUGGUGGGACCCAAUGGCAAGGGCAAGACCACUCUCCUCAAGCACAUCGCCAACCGAGCCCUGAGCAUCCCUCCCAACAUCGACGUGCUGCUUUGUGAACAGGAGGUGGUAGCUGAUGAGACGCCGGCCGUGCAGGCUGUUCUCCGAGCCGACACCAAGCGCUUGAAGCUGUUGGAAGAGGAGCGGCAGCUUCAGGGACAGCUGGAGCAGGGCGAUGACGCGGCUGCCGAGAGGCUCGAGAAGGUGUAUGAGGAAUUGCGGGCUACUGGGGCGGCAGCUGCAGAGGCCAAAGCCCGCCGGAUCCUGGCCGGUCUGGGCUUUGACCCUGAGAUGCAGAAUCGACCCACACAGAAGUUCUCGGGGGGCUGGCGCAUGCGCGUCUCCCUUGCCAGGGCGCUAUUCAUGGAGCCCACGCUGCUGAUGUUGGAUGAGCCCACCAACCACCUGGACCUCAACGCUGUCAUCUGGCUCAAUAACUACCUCCAAGGCUGGCGGAAGACGCUGCUCAUCGUCUCCCAUGACCAGGGCUUCCUGGAUGACGUCUGUACCGAUAUCAUCCAUCUUGAUGCCCAGCGGCUCCAUUACUACAGGGGCAAUUACAUGACCUUCAAGAAGAUGUACCAGCAGAAGCAGAAGGAACUGCUGAAGCAGUAUGAGAAGCAGGAGAAAAAGCUGAAGGAGUUAAAGGCGGGCGGCAAGUCCACCAAGCAGGCGGAAAAGCAAACAAAGGAAGCCCUGACUCGAAAGCAGCAGAAGUGCCGGAAGAAAAACCAGGAUGAGGAGUCACAGGAGGCCCCCGAGCUCCUGAAGCGCCCCAGGGAGUACACCGUGCGCUUCACGUUCCCUGACCCACCUCCGCUCAGCCCUCCGUUGCUGGGCCUGCACGGUGUGACGUUUGGCUAUGAGGGGCAGAAACCACUCUUUAAGAAUCUGGAUUUUGGCAUUGACAUGGACUCAAGGAUCUGCAUCGUGGGCCCUAACGGUGUGGGGAAGAGCACCCUGCUGCUGCUGCUGACAGGCAAGCUGACGCCGACUCGUGGGGAAAUGAGGAAGAACCACCGGCUGAAAAUUGGCUUCUUCAACCAGCAGUAUGCAGAGCAGCUGCACAUGGAGGAGACGCCCACCGAGUACUUGCAGCGGGGCUUCAACCUGCCCUACCAGGAUGCCCGCAAGUGCCUGGGCCGCUUUGGCCUGGAGAGUCAUGCCCACACCAUCCAGAUCUGCAAACUCUCUGGUGGGCAGAAAGCCCGAGUUGUGUUUGCAGAGCUGUCCUGUCGGGAGCCCGAUGUCCUCAUCUUGGACGAGCCCACCAAUAACCUGGACAUCGAGUCUAUCGACUCUCUUGGGGAGGCCAUCAACGAAUACAAGGGUGCUGUGAUCGUCGUCAGCCAUGAUGCCCGACUUAUCACAGAAACCAACUGCCAGCUGUGGGUGGUGGAGGAGCAGAGUGUUAGCCAGAUCGACGGUGACUUCGAAGACUACAAGCGGGAGGUGUUGGAGGCCCUGGGUGAAGUCAUGGUCAACCGGCCCCGAGAGUGA